AUGGCCACGCCUCGAGAGCAAGCAAGCGCACCUGCAAUAAAAGUAGCAAUGGGAUUUACGGAGUCCCAUUGGCGGGCAUUGAUCGCACUCCUUGAUGCUGUUGUACCAUCCAUUGUCGAAGGCGAGGCAUCAACCAUAGGCCAGGGCCACAUAGCUGUUCCUUCCCAUCAGCUACGAGAGCUUCACCGGAUGGCUCUAUGUGGCGCCCGAGAACGUUUCAGUAUUGACGAGUUCCGUCAUUACAUGGCCUCGCGGCCAUCCGAUGACCCCAACUUCGUGGCUAAUGUCAAACGAGCCAUAGGACGACUCCCUCCUGGAUCGAUCUACCAGCUACGCCUCAUGCUCAGUUUCAUGCUGACGCGCCUCGGGAGCAUCAUCAGCACCGGAUACUGGGCGACCUUCUCGGAGCAACCGCUUGCUAUACGGGCCUCAAUCCUGAGAUCUUGGCAGCAGUCAUGGUUUCCUCUAUGGCCUGCUCUCGCAAGGAUAUUCAUCACGGUCGGCAAGGUCUGCUGGAGCCAGACGAACCAGCUCUACCUCGAACUCAAUGGCUACAAGGCUUAUAGUGAUGACACGGUGCCGGGACCCUCUGUGGAUUUCAACUUCAUCCAGUUUCAAGAGUCCAUCGAGCCCGCCGUCCUCGAGACGGACAUCGUGAUCGUCGGCUCGGGGUGUGGCGGGGCCGUUUGCGCAAAGGUUCUCGCCGAAGCAGGCCUUCGUGUGUUGGUCGUUGAGCAGGGCUACUACUUCCCACCUAAAGAUCUUCCAAUGGCAUUGGACCGUGUCGACAACGUUUUCGAGGGUGGUGGCGGACUAGCGUCUACCGACGGCUCUACGCUGGUCACGGCAGGAAGAUCGUGGGGCGGAGGAGGCACGGUGAACUGGAGCGCCUGUCUUCAGACCCCUUCGUACAUUCGCAAGCAAUGGGCGAAGGGCGGUCUGACCUUUUUCGAGGACGCCGAAUACCAAGAUAGUCUCGACCGUGUGUGCAACGGCAUGGGCGUAAGCGAGGCCGCCGUGCAAGGCAACCACGGCAACAUGAUCUUGCUUGACGGGUCGCGCAAGCUCGGGUGGCGGGCGGCAACCAUUCCUCAGAACGCUGGCGGUUCUAUCCACGAAUGUGGAAGCAGCUGCGGCCUCGGUUGUCGCACUGGCAAGAAGCAAAGCCCAGCUGCGUACUGGUUGCCGGCCGCUGCCCGCGCUGGUGCGCGUUUCGUGGAAGGCUUCGAGGCAUCUCAGGUUCUGUUCGAGGCUAGCAACUCAUCGAAAGCUACCGGAGUGAUAGGACAAUGGACCUCGCGUGACGAGGACGGCAAGACCGACACGUCGAUGGCCAGGACCCGUCAGACCGUGGAGAUCAGAGCGAAAACAGUCAUAAUGGCUGGCGGCGCUCUCAACACACCACUUAUUCUGCUGGGGAGCGGCGUAACGAACCCAAACAUAGGCAAAAAUCUGUACCUACACCCCGUGGUCAAUGUCGUCGCUACAUGGGAACCAGAGGUGAAACCUUGGGAGGGCGAGAUCUUGUCAAGUGUUGUGACAGAGUUUGAAGACUUAGAUGGAGCCGGCCAUGGCGUGAAGAUUGAGUCGUUGGCGAUGCAGCCAUACGCUGCGAUGUUACUGUGUCCGUGGAAGAGUGGGGUGGAUUUCAAGGCGGCAGCACUACAAUAUCGCCACAUGACCUGCCACAUAUCAUUGCCUCGCGACCGUGAUGCAGGUAGUGUAUCUCCUGAACCCGUCGACCACAGCCCAGUCAUCCAAUACACCCCGUCCAAGUUCGAUCGCGGACAUAUAGCAACAGGACUGGUUGGCAUUGCGAAGCUGUGCUAUGUACUUGGUGCUACUCGAUUGACUCCCGCUGUUUCUGACGUGCCUUCUUUUGAGUGCAUCAGACCUGUGGACGAUCGUGACCUGAACGACCAAGAUUUUGUCGAGUGGGUUCGUCUGCUUGAACGAACCAGCUUGGACCCAGCAAGAACGACGUUCUUUUCGGCACAUCAGAUGGGUACCUCCAGAAUGGGCACGAGAGCAGAGACUAGUGUCGUGGACGAGAACGGCAAAGUUUGGGAGUAUGACAACCUUUACGUUGCAGACGCCAGUGUUUUUCCAACAGCGAGCGGCGUGAACCCUAUGGUCACUGUCAUGGCUAUUGCUGAUCGCGUUGCGAGGGGCAUAGCAGCAAACUACGAAUUGAUGUAA
Molecule: messenger RNA, 2199 nt
Organism: Anthostomella pinea
Lineage: Eukaryota; Fungi; Ascomycota; Sordariomycetes; Xylariales; Xylariaceae
Source: the annotation of a GenBank genome assembly